Messenger RNA from Anopheles bellator, 318 nucleotides. RefSeq names its product cytochrome b-c1 complex subunit 9 (gene ox). The transcript has 2 exons. Bases 83 to 253 code for a protein of 56 amino acids. Lineage: Eukaryota; Metazoa; Arthropoda; Insecta; Diptera; Culicidae. Gene Ontology annotation, biological process: mitochondrial electron transport, ubiquinol to cytochrome c. The record is from RefSeq and is a predicted model, not a curated record.
AUAUUUGACGUUUUGUGGAUUUUCAGUGCUACGAUUGCCAGAGACAAACUUGUGCAAACAUCGUUCGCGCAAAUUUCCCAAUAUGAAGCUGCUUAACAAUUUGCUGCUGAAGCGUACUUCCACGUAUCUGGUCGGCAUCGCGGGAGCAGUGUUUUUCUUCGAACGAGGCUUCGACAUGAUCUCUGAUGCUGUGUUUACUUCUCAUAACAAAGGCAAACUAUGGGAUGACAUUAAGUCGAAGUACGAACAGUAAAACAACCUGAUGAAAUAGAUUGGUUACAGUUUAUUACUAAUAAAAUGUAGCUCACUAAAAGCGUA